AUGGUAAAACAACGCAAAGUCAGCACAUCAAAAAUGUUCGAUGUUAAAACAGACUCAGGAUUGAAUGAUUUCAAUAAAUUUCUAGCUGACAACGCGUUCGCUAACGGGUUCAUCUUAUCAGGUGAAGAUGCGUGCCUAUUCGCUGGUAUCGGUCAAACAGCACCAGAUGCCAAGAAACAUCCAAAUAUUGCUCGGUGGUACAAAAAUAUUGCUAGCUAUAGUGAGGACGAAAGAAAAGCUUGGCCGACGCCUAGUGCAAGUGCGUCAGAGGCAAAGAAAGAAGAUGCUGAGGAAGAGAUCGAUUUGUUUGGGUCGGAUGAUGAGGAAGAAGACGAAGAGAAAGCAAAGAUCGUCGCCGAACGUCUGAAGGCGUACCAGGAGAAAAAAGCCAAGAAACCGGCUGGUAUUGCGAAGUCGAAUGUUAUCUUCGACAUAAAACCAUGGGAUGAUACGGUGCAGAUUGCAGAAAUCGAAAAGAAUGUUCGAAGCAUUGAAUCUGAUGGUCUUAUUUGGGGUAAUGCGAAAGUAUUACCAGUGGCGUUCGGUAUCAUGAAACUCCAGAUCGGUUGUGUAAUCGAGGACGAGAAAGUAUCAUCGGAUUGGCUAGAAGAGCAAAUAACUGGGUUUGAAGAUUUAGUACAAUCAGUUGAUAUUGUCGCGUUUAAUAAAGUUUAA
This is a messenger RNA of Anisakis simplex (herring worm), 675 nucleotides long. NCBI's taxonomy places the organism in Eukaryota, Metazoa, Nematoda, Chromadorea, Rhabditida, Anisakidae. The record is from the annotation of a GenBank genome assembly.